Messenger RNA from Monoraphidium neglectum, 3435 nucleotides. RefSeq names its product chromatin remodeling complex subunit. The record is from RefSeq and is a predicted model, not a curated record. Gene Ontology annotation, molecular function: ATP binding; ATP-dependent chromatin remodeler activity. NCBI's taxonomy places the organism in Eukaryota, Viridiplantae, Chlorophyta, Chlorophyceae, Sphaeropleales, Selenastraceae. The annotation marks the transcript as partial. The transcript is spliced from 7 exons.
AUGCUGCAGCGCACCGCACCGCAGCAGCAGCAGCAGCAGCAGCAGCAGCAGCAGCAGCAGCAGCAGCAGCAGCAGCAGCCGGCUCCGGCGCGGCGGCUGCCGCCGUCCAUGACGGUCGUGCCCGCUCUCCCUCUGAGGCAGCAGCAGCAGCAGCAGCAGCAGCAGCAGCAGCAGCAGCAGCAGCAGCAGCAGCAGCAGGAGCAGCAGGAGCAGCAGGAGCAGCAAAGGCCGGAUGUCAUCGACCUGUCUGGUAGCGCCGGUGCCGAGCCGCAACCUGCAUCGCGCAGCGGGGCGUCUGUCAACGGCCUUGGUCGCGACGCCCACGCCAGCGGAGCGGCCUGGGGCCACCCACAUGGGCUUCCCGCGGGCGCAGCCAACGGCGGCGGCCGCACGGUCAGCACCUACGCCCAGCUCAAGGGGGCCAUGGAGCAGGUGCAGCGCCAGCUCAGGGUCGCUGACCCGCGCUCGGCGCCCGCCUCGGGCGCGGGCGCGGGCGCGAGCGCGAGAGCGCCGGCAGCCGGUGGGGCGUCUGCGGACGUCGCGGCCCUCUUCCCCGAGGCGUCGCGCCACCUGGCUGCGCUGGAGGAGGAGCGGCGGUGGCGGGAGAGCCUGCCGCUGGUGCCGCAGCAGGGCCAGGGCUCGCAGCAGCUGGGGAAUAUGUUCAGCAACGGCGGCGCCUCGCUGUCCCAGAGCUUGUCGCAGCUGCGGCAGCAGCUGCAGCUGGGCGGGCCGCCGCUGGACGCGCCGCGGCACACGGUCACCACGCGCCUGCUGCCGCAGUCUAUGGCACGCGCGCCGUCGAGCGGCGCGUCCCUCCUGCCGCGUGUCAGCAGCGGCAGCCUGCCCCUCAGCCUCAGCCUCGGCCCCGGCCUCGGCCCCGCGCCGCAGUUUGGAGCUCUCUCUGGCCUCCCCGCCCCCGGCUCCGGCGGCAGCCUGUCGCCAGGGCGGCUGGCGCCGGUGUCCGAGCGCGGGUACCUGCGGCCGUCUGGCGUGGAGGUGCAGCGCGCCAUACAGGCCGUGAUGGAGGGGCUGAGCAUGGCCGGCGACCAGGAGCGGGAGCCGCCAGAGAUGGCGCUGGGCGUGCCGCUGCUGCGCCACCAGAAGCUGGCGCUCUCAUGGAUGUGUCGCCGCGAGCGCAGCCGCAAGGUCUCUGGGGGCAUCCUCGCAGACGACCAAGGCUUGGGCAAGACGGUCACCACAAUCUCGCUCAUUCUCACCCACGCGCGCGGCACGGAGUACUUGGACGAAUGUGGCAGCGGCGACGACGACGACGAGGCGGCGCGCCGGAUGCAGCGGCGCGCGGGCGGGACGCUGGCGGGCGGCGGGGAGGGGGCCAGCGGCAGCAGCGGCUCGGUGAUUGUCAUUGAAGACGAUGAUGAGGAUGACGGCGCUACAACCUUGAGGGGAACGGGAGCGGGCCGGGCCGCAGCGGGCGCGGGCGAUGACGAUGACAUCAUCGAGUUGGACGACAGCGACGGCGGCGCCCCCCUGUAUGAGCAGCAGCAGCGGGGUCGUGACGGUGGAGGGCAGCAGCAUCAGCAGCAGCAGCAGCAGCAGCAGCAGCAGCAGCAGCAGCAGCAGCAGGAGCGCGUGGCGCGGCGGCGGUCCCUGGUGGUUAUAUCCAGCGACAGCGACAUUGAAUGCGUAAGGGAGACGCGCGUGGCCGCGGCGCGCCCCGGGGCAGCGGCUGCACAAGGGGAGAUAAAGCAUGAGGAGGCUGAGGUGAAGGCGGAGGUUGAUCAUAAGCCUGAUUUUGCACAGUCGCUGGCCCCAUCUCACCACCAGCAGCAGGGCGAGCAGCAGGAGGACCAGCAGGAGGAGCAGCAGCAGCAGCAGCAGCAGCAGCAGCAGCAGCAGCAUCCGGCAGGGGCUCUGAUCUGCAAACAGGAAACGCCAUUGGACGUGGACGCACAGCAGCUGGCCCCUGCCCCCAUCGACGCCUUGCCACUUAAAUCUGGGGCAGCUGCGGCUGCGGCGAUCCUGCUCUCCAACGGCGCCCCUCUGCCUUUCGUGAAGCAGCACGCCUCGUCGCAGCUGCCGCCCGCCACAGCACACGGUGCGAACACCUGGGCGGCGCCUGGCAGCGUGAGCUGCACCGAGGCGGUUCCCGCUCCCAACGGCGUGGCGUCGCUAGAGGAGCGCAAGCGGCCCCCCCGGCAGCGCAAGCAGCAGCGGCAGCAGGAGGGGGGCAAGGAGGAGCGGCAGCUGGUGGAGGGCGGCACGCUGGUGGUGUGCCCGACGUCGCUGCUGCACCAGUGGGCGCGCGAGCUGCGGGAGAAGGUGCACCCAGGGGCCGGCGUCACCGUCCACGUGUACCACGGGAAGGACAAGGUGGAGCGCCCGUCCGCGCUGGGCCUCUUCACGGCGGUCCUCACCACGUACGGCACGCUCGCGUCGGAGGCGCCCCUCAAGCACCGCCAGGCCGCGAAGGGGCACAAGAAGGGCGGCGGCGGCAGCAGCGGCGGCGGCGCUGGUAGCACGGGCGGCGGCAGCUCGGGGGCGUGCUUGGAGGGUCCGGAUGAUGGGGAGGACCCGUGCGGCGCGGGCGGCGCCGCCAGCGGCGGUGGCCGCGGGGGGACGGGGCGGCGGAAGGGGCCGGCGCAGGACGGCGGCGCACUGUUUCAGGUGGCGUGGCAGCGCGUGGUGCUGGACGAGGCCCAGAGCAUCAAGAACGCGCGGACCCUGGCGGCCCACGCUGCCUGGGCGCUCAGGGCGCGCCACAGGUGGUGCCUCAGCGGGACGCCCAUACAGAACAACAUCAACGACCUGUUCUCGUACUUCAGGUUCCUGCGCUACUCGCCCUUCGACCAGCCCCGCUACUUCAAGGCCCACAUCAAGGACGCCGUCGCCCCCUCCCAGCCCGGCGAGCGCGCCGAAGCCGGCUACCGCCGCCUGCAGGCCACCCUGCGCGCGGUGCUGCUGCGGCGCACCAAGCAGACGCGCAUCGCGGGCAAGCCGAUCGUCGACCUGCCCGAGCGGCGCCAGGAGGUCGUGCGCGCAGACUUCAGCGCGGACGAGCGCGCGUUUUACGACGGGCUCGAGGCGGAAGCUAAGCGGCAGCUGGCUGCGAUGGAGCGGGAGGCGGCUGAGGCGGGCGGCGGCGGCGGGCGCUACAUGAACAUGCUGCACCUGCUGCUGAAGCUGCGGCAGGCGUGCAACCACCCCUGGCUCGUCCGCGGCGCCGGCGGCCGCUACGGCGCGGCGAGCGCGGCGGAGCGCGCCGCGGCGGCGCGGCUCAGCCCGGACCAGCGCGCGGCGCUGCUCGCGGCGCUCGGCGCGCGUGAUGCGCAGUGCCCCGCGUGCGGGGACGUGCCCGAGGAGCCGUCGGUGUCGCGGUGCGGGCACGUGUACUGCCGGCAGUGCGCAGCGGCGCAGCUGGAGGGCGCGGGGGCGAAUGGUGACAGCGAGUUCCUGUGCGGCGCGUGCGGCGGCGUG